CGCAACAAAGUCCUUAUUCAUUUCAAGAUCAAUCAGAUCAAUCACUAACAGAAUUUUCGUCGUCAUCCACAUUAUUUUCAAAUUCUGGACAUAAUGAUAUUGACGCAUCAUUCAAAAGUACAAGCAAUAAAUAUGACGAAAAUACAACUACGGAAUAUUUAAAAGUUGAUAUUGGAAUAUGUACAAUUAAUCAUGUUGGAUCGAUUAAGACUAUCCGAGGAUAUAAACCUAAAGACAUCACACUUCUCUUUCGUUUUAAUCAAGAAACGUUAUCCCUUUGUUCAAAUUCUAUGAAAAAUGAGAUUAUGAUUCCGUUGAACCAAUUAAGAAGCUUCAAAGUAUCAUCAUCAAUGCUUAUAUGUUUUCGACUUGUACCGAAUUUCCAAAAAAGGUAUUUUCGUCAUACGGAUCUAUCAUUAACUAAACCUAAAGAAGUAACUAAGGACCCUACAAAUUUUAAUAUUGAACAUGCUCUUUCGAUGACACUUACACCGCUUAAGGAAGUUCAAGCAGAAACUUUGCAUAUUCUUGAAGCUGGAAUAAAUAGACUUUGGUUUGAAAAAUAUGAAGUCGUUAAUAAAAUAACAUUUAAGCAAAAAUGGCAAAAAUGUCAAUGGACACGAGCAGUAUAUUUUCCGGACAAUGAGAAUUUAUAUCAUUUUGUUGUGUAUCUUAAGGGAAGGUUUAAAUUUCCUAUAACAAGAUUAAAGUAUAGAUCAAGAAAAGGAGAUAUAUGUUUGUUAUCAAAUGAUCAAGAUUGGGAAUUUGCAAAAAAUUCUGCUAUAAAGACGGAAAAUUUUGUGAG
Messenger RNA from Racocetra persica, 805 nucleotides. Lineage: Eukaryota; Fungi; Glomeromycota; Glomeromycetes; Diversisporales; Gigasporaceae. The record is from the annotation of a GenBank genome assembly.